UGAUGCGCGACAAGACGUUGCCUCAUUGGCUACAUCUUUAUGCGAACGAAGAACACUAUCAAUGGCAGGGUAGCGAGCUCCAUGGCCGCAAGGUCUUUUAUAGACCUCUUGGGCUUGUCGAAUCGGUCUUCGACUCUGAUGGCAGAUACUGCGAAGGCCGUGCCGAUUUGAACGUCGAUUUGGAAGUUGCAGUAAGGACAAGUCUACUGAGGGAGGAUGUUCGUCACCACAUUCUCCAUGCCUGGGCUUGCUUACGGAUACAACAUUUACUGCUCCAAGCCAAGGCUGUCCGGGGCAUAGAUUAUAACAAGCAGGAGAUUUUUUUCGUUGUCAAUGCCGAGUCUAGCCUUAACAGCAUUCUCUCAAGCGCUGCGGGCCACAUUGUGUUUCUCGAUGAGCAUUUUCAGAGUGUCGACCGAGCGGACUUCUGGCUGCACUGCCAGAAUGGUAGCAGAGUAGUAGAUCCGAGCAAAGCUUUAGCGAAGCUCUUUGUCUUCCCUCCUAAGGAAGACCAGCUCGGACAUUCAGUGCUACGCUUUCUAUUCGUGGGCGCUCACCAGAUUUGGGACGGCAUGACUACAUCGACAUGGCUGCGAGACCUGGUGCAUCACCUCAAUCGGACUACUGCAGAACUGGAGAGUCUCAUGAUGCAAUGGUCACAGCCGGCUAGCAUAAAGCGCAGGCUGCCGCUGCCCCAAGAGGCGCUCUACCCGUCCGUGGCUGGAUCGGCUGCUCGCAGACGGUGGUAUUGGAUCCUGACUAGGAUACUUCGCCAUGUCAGGAAACCUCUGCAGGCGGGCUUCGCUAAUCCUCUCCUCCGUGAAAAACGCGCCGACGCUGUGUCAUUGUCACCUACGUACGCUGCUGUCUUGGACUACUCCCGAUUACCUCCUCUGAACACCCUGAAGGCGUCGAUUGAUCUCCCGUCUGCGAACGCCAAGCAGCUCCACCGACUGUGCCGCGAAGCUGGUACCAGCAUAGGAGCAGGUUGCUUCGCUUUGGCAGCUCUCACAAUGAUGGAAAUGUACGAAGCAGUGUCACCCUCGAUACCUCUGCUAGAGCGCAAGCCUUUUAUUUCUGGCUUCCCACUGAACCCGCGAGCAUUCUUCAAUCAUCACAACGAGCCAGACAGCUGCAUGCUUGCUUUCAGCGACGGAAUCUUACUCCCAUUCCUGCCCUCCACUCUUCCGCUGGAUGGACGAAUCAGGCUGCUUGCGAAGCAAGCUCAACGGCAGCUUGCUGCGUAUCAGAAGCGAAGCGGCCCAACAACUUCGGAUGUGGCACUGCAGUACAUGGGUAGCCGUGGUGCUGGCCGCGUGCUAGCUACUCAGUAUCUCUCCAGCCUCGAGCGAGCGGACGCCCUCCUGCCAGAGCAUCUACGGACGGGCAUCAACCCGCAAGGCGCAUAUCCGAUGCGGCCCAACAUGACAACGCAGACAUGCGGUGUUAGCUCCGUUGGUCGUAGAUCGUUGAAACCUGGCAUGUACGACCUCGGAGAUCAGUCUAAGGAUUUCGUGGCCGAUUACAGGGAUACAGCGGCCAACGUGAGAGCCAGAGAUGGAGAGUUCCUGAUCGGGAUUGGAGGCUCAGAUGAUGGUUUGGGGGUCAGUGUCAGUGUCGACGCCUCAGCGAUGGAUCUUGCAUUGGUAGAAGUGUGGAAGCAAAAGCUGCUGCAUAUACUCAACGAGAUCCCGGCGAGAGAGCAAGCGAUGCUGUGAACAUACAAUGCACGCGAUUCAUCUCUAUAGUUUGGGGGACGCUCGAAAGGCUGCUCCUGCUGAGGUUCUUGAUGACCCUGUAUGAUCUAUUUACGUGUUUUAGAUAGUACUUGUGUAACGCCAAUAGCUCACAACUUGGAUCGGAC
Baudoinia panamericana UAMH 10762 is the source of this 1864-nucleotide messenger RNA. RefSeq lists its product as uncharacterized. The annotation marks the transcript as partial. Lineage: Eukaryota; Fungi; Ascomycota; Dothideomycetes; Mycosphaerellales; Teratosphaeriaceae. The record is from RefSeq and is a predicted model, not a curated record. The transcript has a single exon.